AUGCCAUCUCCUGGGAAGCGUGGCCAGCGCGCUCGUCGUGAGCUGCGCAGUGAUGCCGUUGCCGAAUCGUCUUCCCCGUCGCGCCCCUCCAAGCGACGCAGAAAGAAUGAUGAAGCCGCCGAAGCUACCGAGACCUCCGAGCUUGCUGACGAAGGCGACUCGUCACACCUCGCCGACCAGUCCACCAUAGAAGACGACGAUCAACUUGUCACCCGUGUGACCCAGCAUCUUAUGGCGCCCGCGGUGCCAGUACAGGCCAGCAUGGACCACUCGAACAGCAUCCACGAGUCUAAUAGGGAGGGCGUUAAGGCCUAUGCGAAGAUUGCUGCCCUCGAUUGGACCUUCUACAUCACGAGGCUCACUGUGAACAUCGGUCGCUUGUCUGACCCCGCCCAGGCUCGAGCCGAACAGAGCCCGGAAGACCCUGAUGCGGUGCACAUUGACUUGGGCCCAAGCAAGCUCAUUUCGCGCCUCCACGCCGUCGUCUAUUUCAACCGCGAUCAGGAAACCUGGUGGCUGCUCGUCAAGGGGCGCAACUCGCUCAAGGUGGAUGGCACUUUGUGGAAGGCCGGUCAAGCUGGGCCACUGCGGAGUGGCGAAGUGAUUGAAAUUGGCGGCGUUGAAAUGAUGUUUGUCCUUCCCAUCGAUCUGAGCCCGCUUCAGAUUGCUCAGCAGUAUCUUGAACGAGCCGGAAUCGUCAAACCCGAGUCCUCAGCAGCUCCUGCCCGACAGACCCGCCAUCCCCUCCCGUCAGGGGACGGCGCGCACUCGAGCUCCCCGAGCAAGCUGUCGCGCGGCCACGGCUCGCAGAAACCGUUAGCUCCGGCGCCGCCCGAUUACAAGCGUCCAGGUACUCCGCCGUCUGUCCGAGCACGCACUGCCGCGACGGCCAAGACACCUCUUUUCGAGCACGGAGCCGGCCCCUUGCUGAUGGGAAACAACGAUCUGGAUCUGAGCCUGGACGAGAACCGGCACAUCAAGCCCCAGUUCAGCUAUGCACAGAUGAUCACACAAGCGAUUAUGAACACGCCCGACCAGAAGCUCAACCUGGCCGGCAUAUACAACUAUAUCCAGACGCGGUAUGCCUACUACAGGCAUCAGCCCGCCAGUGGUUGGCAGAACUCGAUCCGGCAUAACUUGUCUCUGAACAAGGCAUUCGAGAAGAUUGCCCGCUCGACGGAUGAACCCGGCAAGGGCAUGAAGUGGCAACUCGUUCCCGAGUCCCGUGAAGAGAUGCUGCGCACCGCCUGGCGAGGGGGCCGCGGCGGCCACCGUGGUUCCUCGAAUCCGUCAUCGCCUAGUCAGCUAAGCUACAUCACCUCCGGGCCCAGGGACAUGGCGGCGAAGGAUCCCAUGUCGGUUCGCAAGCGAAAAGUGUCGCCAUCUGGUUCGCCCCAGCCACGGUCGUCUCUGCGGGAGUCGCACUCAACCCCUGUGCGCCCGAUGCGGAAACCGUUACCUGACGAAGCCGGCGCGGGUACGGAUGAUAGCCCCCUCCCCCGCAUACGGAAGCCAAACACGUCAAGCACGCUGGGGCUGGUGGAGAACGCGCCGGCGUCGCCGACGCUGACGUCGUCGUACCUGCAAGACGACGGUGCGUCGUUUGUCACGCCAGCACCGCACCGUGUGCACCCUAAGCUCGCGCCUCCGAGCACGGCGCAACGCCCCAGCCAACACAUGCCAACAAGUUCGCCGGCGCCGUUUUGGAAGUACGCCGACAUUGGGAGCACGCCUUUGAAGCCCGUUCAGGCGCCGUUCGACCUCAGCCCUUCCAAGGUGUCGGGCGGCCAUCCCCCCCCCAGUAGCAGUCCGCUGCGGAGCAAGUCGCCGGCGCCGAGCCCCACGAGGCCGACUAGCCGACUCAACGUGGACGAGCCGCCGAGUCCGGUUGGUGGCGAGGAAGAGGGUGGCUUUGACUUGACCAAGGGCUUUCAAAGCAUUGGCAGCUAUCACGCGCCUGUCGGACACGGAAAGCAGGUACAGCCCGCAUCGAAUGGAGACCUGUCUGCCAGCGGCAGUACUUAA
This is a messenger RNA of Parathielavia appendiculata, 2025 nucleotides long. RefSeq lists its product as uncharacterized. The transcript is spliced from 4 exons. Bases 1 to 2025 code for a protein of 674 amino acids. Gene Ontology annotation, biological process: regulation of transcription by RNA polymerase II. The record is from RefSeq and is a predicted model, not a curated record. Gene Ontology annotation, molecular function: protein binding; DNA-binding transcription factor activity, RNA polymerase II-specific; RNA polymerase II cis-regulatory region sequence-specific DNA binding. Lineage: Eukaryota; Fungi; Ascomycota; Sordariomycetes; Sordariales; Chaetomiaceae.